CGACGUGCCAUGGUGACAGAACAAUAGACGUCCCGAAAAAAGACGGUUUGACGCGACUCUCGAGUUUUUUGUUGAAAUAAUUGAAUAUUGGUAAAAAUAAAUGAUGUUCUCGGAUGAAGAAAUAAAAGAAAUACCAGAUAACAGUUACCUACGACCGGGGGACGAGAUAAUAAGCAUUCGUGAAGUUUGUUUAGUUGAUAAAUAUGACAAAAAGGACUUGGUGUUUAGCAGCGAGUCGCUAUUAUCGAGCUCCGGGCGGAAUGAUCUGAGCCAGUCGCAAGAGGCGGACACCUCGAGCUCAGUGUUCCACUCGACGUCCAGGAACGGGCUGACCUUCAGCAGGAAGCCGUAUGUCGAACCAUCGCUCGUGUCCUCCACUUCCAACGAUCGCGCAAAAACCGGUUCGGGCACAUGCAAAGUGGACAAGGCAGACCCUCGCUCUCGCUUCCACUACGUGAAGUACGUCAAGCGACACGGGCGCACAGUCAAGCUAUGGGAGUGCGGGAUAUGCAGCCGAGAGUUCCAACACCAGUACACGUUGAUGCGCCACCUACCCACGCACACUGACGAGCGCAACUUCCACUGCGACGCGUGCGGCAAGAGCUUCCGCCAGCUGUCUACCCUCAGCCAGCAUAGAGCCAUACACUCUGCUGAGAGGCCUUACGCUUGCGAGGUCUGUACAUAA
Messenger RNA from Ostrinia nubilalis (European corn borer), 685 nucleotides. RefSeq names its product zinc finger and SCAN domain-containing protein 22-like. Bases 101 to 685 code for a protein of 194 amino acids. NCBI's taxonomy places the organism in Eukaryota, Metazoa, Arthropoda, Insecta, Lepidoptera, Crambidae. The transcript is spliced from 5 exons. Gene Ontology annotation, cellular component: nucleus. The record is from RefSeq and is a predicted model, not a curated record. Gene Ontology annotation, biological process: regulation of gene expression.